This is a messenger RNA of Epinephelus lanceolatus (giant grouper), 14840 nucleotides long. Lineage: Eukaryota; Metazoa; Chordata; Actinopteri; Perciformes; Serranidae. The record is from RefSeq and is a predicted model, not a curated record.
ACUUUGACCAGUAUGAAGAGGGCCAGUUGGAGCUGGAGCAGGCCUCCCUGGACAAGCCCAUCGAAUCGCGAAUUGGCCCCUAUUAGCUAAGCAGCAAUGACCUGGUUUGUAUUUGCACGCUCUGCUUUCUUACUCCUAUCUUUAGGGUCCUUGUAACGCUUCUCUGACUGUCUUUUUCUCUCUCUGUUUCACUCCUGUCACACUCUACAUCUAUUCUCUCUCUCUACCUCUAUUUCUCUCUCGCUCCCUCCCUACUACACAGUGAUUCGGUGUACAGUACCCUCUGUCAUUCUGUGCUGGCAUGGUGCUUGUGCAACUGGGACUGCAUUUUUCGCUGAAGAGGCACAAAGAUAAUAGCGCAGGCAGCUCUCUUCUUUCUGUCUUUCCCACUCUCUCCAUCCCCCUCUUCUGUCUCUGAAGCACUGUGGUGAGCAGGCCCAAACUCCUCUUACCUACAGUGUCAGGUCACCUCUCCUCAACAUUAUAGCUGUGCUUUGUUAGCCAAUCAGCAAGACUCAGCAACCAGGUAUAGAUCAAAAUAAUGUAGUUGAUGUUUUUUGGAAACAGAUGCUUUGAACAUUGAUGUAUAACUAAAUUUGUGACAGUUUCCUUUAUCACUCAUCAUGAUAAUGUAAUCAAUAAUUAAUUACAAUUCAAAAGCUCAUAGAAUAAAAAGUGUGAAUUUGCAUCAGCUGGGACCUCUGUGCCAAAUUUUACCCUCCUAGGGCAAAAACUGUGGCUGCCAAUGGGUGGGGUAAUUUUUGUGGAACCAACCAACAGAGCGAGCUUUAGGGCUGUUGGUCAUAGCUAAAACAUAGCAUAUUUCCCCUCAAUGAGAGCCAUUGUAAAACAAUUGACAUUACUCUUUUGCAACAUAAGUUAAUUAAAUAUUGGAAUCAUGAAUAAAUGCAAGUAAAUUCUUAAUAUCAAAACGAUAUAACAGCUGAAAGAAUAGUUUGCUAAGAAAAACUAAGAACUUAUCAAUAUAUCAAGUACAUAGAUUUGGUGAGACUAAACAUUCAAAGCACUGAAAAAAAACGUAGAGCCAUUUUUAGGUCAAUAAAAAGAGCAGUAGGCUACACAUGAAUGUUACCAGGCCUGUGUUUGUUGACCUUUUAAACAGCAGUAGGAGAAAAUGUAGUCAGUCUUGCUGACCAUGGCAAAAUAAAUGUUUUACUUUAAGGGAAAAAGCACCUUUUACAUAAGUUUGUCUUAAUUCUCACAUCAUAUGAUCAUAUUUGUAGCCUGAACAUGUGUUUUCCAUAGCUAGAAUCUAGUGAGCCAAAAACGAUAGUUUUAUAUCCUAGUUGAGUUUUAUGUAUGAUGUACUUUCUCACAGGCACACAAGUAUCCCGCUGUGUGUGGGUAGUGAAGGGGGAGAAAAGAGAGGGAGAGAGGUGGCCUGCUCACCUGGCUGGCUUGAAUGGCUCUUUUGCUCCUGCGCUAUUAUUUGUGGAGGGGUGCUGAGGGCCGAGCUGCAGCAUCACACAGCUCCUCGCACAUCAGUGGAAACAAGGCCACAUCAGAGGUGCCAUCAAUUGUGACUUUGUCACCAGUAGUAAUACUUACAUAUUCUCUUUGGAAAGUGCAUGCCCAAAGAAGAGGGUGGCAGAUCUCAUUGUUAAGUAACCAUGAAAGUCUGCCACCAAUUAAAAAAUGUAAUCCUGAAGAAAAUUUGGGAGGAUUUGGUGAUACCUGUUGUUACAUUAGGUGAAUUUAAUAAUAUAAAUGACACAGUUCCUAUUUGAAAUGUACCAACAUACCAGCCAAAUGCCUGACGGCAGACGAGGUGAAAUUUAUCUUCACCUGCUUAGCCUCAAAAUAGAUGUGAUAUACAGUGCACGUAAAUGUAUUAAAAAGAAACGUAAAUACACAUAGACUGAUAUACAGUAUGUCACCAUGUUGUUAGGUAGAUAGGCUGCCUCCGCAGUGCAAACUUCUGGCAGUUGUCCACAAGUGUUACAUCUGGGAUCUGUUAGUGAAUGCUUCAGCCCAGCCUCUUGGAGCCCCUCCCCUGCCACUUAUUGUGUGUGAUCUUUAGGCAGCUAGAGGUCUGUGGUACUUUAUUGGGAUCUUUUUUCUCUUUCUGUCUUUCCCCUUUGGUCUUUUGCUCUUUCUCUCUAACAUUGUUUUUGCAUUGCAUGUGUUAACUUGGUAGCAUUCAGUACUAUUUUAUCUCAACACUGUCCUAAUCACUACUACAGUUUUUCUCCCAAACUCAUUCCUCCCACGUUCUCUGCCCCUUCCAGUCCCUCCCUCCCUCCUCCCCUUCCUGACCCUGUCCAAGAGCGAUAUGCAGCGGGCAGCCUCAGAGCCACAGAAACCACACAUACAUGCCAGAAAUUUAAGAAACACAUGUAUACAGGCCACAAGAAGAUUUGUCUUGGUAAAAGGUUUAAUGUGUAAUUUUCUAUAUCCAAGAUGUAGUCACUAGUAGUUAUUUGCUAUACAGUGUCUGAGGUCCAUCAGGACUUUGAUUGCUUUAAGUUGAACAAAACAGAAAGCAGACAUUUUAGGGAUUCGUGUUACUGAAUUAUGAAGUGUGUAGCCUUUUGAAUUAUAGCCAGACAUUAUUGACACAGCCUUUCGUCACUGUUGACUGUUUAGCUGUUUGGUGGAAAGAAGAACACAAGGAAAAGGUGAAAAUCCUCACACACAUUUUUUACAACAUUGCAAGCUCUCCAUUUAGCACCAGUCUUAAUCCAGUGAGCAGCGGGGGUGAUGGGUUCAAGGUCAUUGCUGAGGCCCUCCAAAUGUUCUUUUUAAAGUCAGCAAUGGAGUAUGAGUGGAGAAAAACAAUAACCAAACCAGGAAAUAACCAAAACGGUUUACUUCAAACUCAAUGGGAAUGUGAGUGUUACAGUCUCUAUGUAGAGAUGUCAGAGACCUUUUUAAACUUUGGCCUUCAGUUUUUUUAACUACACGUUGAUGAGUUGGGCCCUCAGAAUUAUGGUAGGUAAGUAUGUGUUUUUAAAUUAUUAAACAUUGGUAUUAAUUGGACUCUGCUUCGCUGUCAUUUUCCUCAUCAUUUAGUCAAUGAAAUCUUUAAUCCCCUCACAUUAAAUCUGACACAUCCACACUUCACCUCCAUUCACUGGGAAAUAGGAGCCUUCUGUUAUAGUUGUUUGGCUCUUGAUGCACUGAGACAUUUGUUUCCAUUUAGUCACACCUGCGGCAGCUGAGACUAGCCAGGAAUGUAUAGAGCACCAAACACAAGGGAGCUGAGCAAGUUUAUGAGAAGCAGCAGACAGCAGGCCCUGUCCUCCACCAGCACUUGCCAGAAGUCAUUCCUUAGGGACAUGAAAAAAGGAUGAGUAACUGCAGCAGCCCAUUUUUUUUUUGCAAGACAGAUCUCUAAAGGGUCUGUCUCAGUUUUCUUUUCAGAACAUGCAAAAUCUCAGAGCUGUUGUUAAGAGCAGUCAUCCAAAGAAUUGUACUUAAACCGUGUGGUUUGGGUUAAUUUAGGUCUACUCACUCAUGUUGAUCAAUAUGCAUGCAAUCUCAACCAGAGCAAUUUCUUUUACCUAGACAGGGACACACAAACACACCCAUACUUUACACAAAUGGCUUAAUAGCAAUAAGAUUCCUAAACACUCUGAGGUCUCUCGGUGGGGUCCCCUGCAUAUCACUUCCCGUACCCACAUCUUUUGCCAUGCACUGUACCGAUGACGGCACAAUGCACACUUAAAAAACACCCCCUCUUGUAGAUCUCUUUUGUUUGGAUAACAUUUUCUAUUUUUCUUUCUCCUAUAUUAACAGUCAGUUGGUGGAUUUAUUGACAUGCCUACCUUUUCUGUUUGUAUACAGUAUUAUGUUUGUUUAAAAGCAGAGAGAGAUUUUUGCAUUUUAAAGAACUUAGAGAAGCUAGCAGAAUUGCAGUUGAAAGCGUUUGGCCGGUUUCUUACGUUGUGUCACGUGUGACUGUUUUUUUGACAGCCCAGUAUUUUAAAGCCAGGUUCGUAUGGAAAUGCCUUCACUCCACUUGCACUGCUGUUGGACUCGCCGUCGUUGCUUUCAUCCGUCUGUCUGUCUAUUCUUUUGGUGCACUCAUCUGCUGUUCAACACGCAGUCUGCACCUCAUCUCCGCCUUCUAACCUUUGCUGAGCCCAUUUUGACCUAAUCUCUUUAUUAGUGUCAGCAGUUGUGACUGGUGCCUCACCCAACUUGCCCUUCUUGUUUUUAAUAUUUUUUUAAUCUUACUGAGAUAAAAAGUGGAAGCUUUGUGAGAGAAAACACGUUUAAUUUAAGGUAAGGCUUAUGUUCCCUAAGCUUUCAGACUGUUUCAUCGUACAGCCCUUGGUCAGACCUCUGCCUUUAGUGAUGAAAAAUAAAUAAGCUUGCGUAGAGGAUAAGGUAUAGUAUUUCUCAGGCAGCUAGUUUAGGGUGCAUUUUAUUUUCCUCCUCGCCCCAAGCUUCAUAGAUCAGCUAAUCCCCCAAAUCAAUAUAAACGAUCAUGUGCAGAGUGUUGCACCAUAAUACUGCAGUAAAGGACAGAAGCAUACCCAAUGUCGAUGGGAGGGGAGGCGUUCACUGCAGCAAAUUCUGCAGUGUUUUCCUACACAAUGAAGUCGGGACAAGAUGUCCACCAGGGAUGAGACGACACACUCUAUCAGCCAUACAGCCUCUUAUUCUGUGCAUCUUGUGACAUGUCCAGGAGCUGCCAGGCAGGGGCAUCUUAUAUACAGUGAUAGCAUGUUAAUGCAGCCUUUAAUGUUCCUGUUAUAGGCUGAUAAAGGCAGGCUGUCCCCAGUUCAGGCCCAGCACAGAUUCCUUUCUUAUCUCUUUCCACAGCGGAAGGGAUCUGACUGUCACACAGAGUAAGCACAGCAAAUACAUCCAUGAAAUGAACGGAGGGAAAAAAAUACCAAACCCCAACAAAAACAGGAAGUGAAACAGUUUAGCCUCUCUCCUGGGAGGCAAACAUGGGCCACAUGUUUUGGUUAUCUUUAUUCUAGUCAUCAAGAUGGUGGCAUUUCCCAGUUUUUAAAACUGACACACUUUUUUUUUUCAUCCAGAAAUAUCAAAUAGGGCAAAGGAAGGCAACAGUUUGCUCUGAGAUACGUACAGUGAUUGACAAAACACCAAAUGUACCCCAAAUGAGACUUUGUCGGGGCGGAGAUGCAGUGUGUGCUGCGUGUGUGACUACCAACCCCUUCACAUGCACUAACCCAUUCAAGCCCAGCUCACCUCCACCACCCCAGAAACUCACCUCCACCAUGGCUCAGCCUGCUCUGUUCUGCCCCCCCACCCUGUCCCGACCUCCUCUUUUAUCAAAGAGAACUAACAGAGCCCUGUUGAGCCAUCACCUUCCUCUCUGUGCCUGAUCCACCCGAGACUAACACAGUUGGAGUUUUGUUAACCCACCCUCCACCCACAACCCGCCCCACCCCACUGUAUGUGUACCAUUCACAAUGCGCUACUAACACCGACGAUCCUUUUUGUUAAAUCUCUUUAACAAAAAGCUGCAUGCUGUUUUGUUCCAACCCCUUCACUUUCUGUUUGUGAAAGUUGAUGUCAAUCUCUUUGUGAUUAUAAAUAUCCUUUUUUGUUUGGUUUGUAUGUUUUUAUUUUUUGGUAGAAUGCAGCACUCUGGUGAAUGUUAGACAAGCCUGGAAUAGUUAUAAUCACAACAGAAAAACACUGCUUAUUAAAAGAAAUCUCAUUGUUUCCUGUUUAUUUGUGCUUGAGGAUGUACUGUAGUGUGUAGUGGUGGGACGGUCUUGCAUUUCACUUAAUGUUUUUGUUUUCUUGCUGACCCAUACUAGUGAUAUAACAGUCUCAGACAUGCACAUUUGACCCCAGAGAGUGCUAGGAAUUCCUGCUGUGUAUGUUCUUGCACUCCUCACUUGCCUCUUUGAUUCAUUAUCAGUCACCUGGCCUUGUCCACAUUUAUACUGCUUGUAUACUUUUGGUCAUAGUAGGGCUAGGUAUUGUUUAACAAAUUAGGAUACCGGUACUAAUAUCAGUAUCCUUAAAGUGAUACCAGUCGAGUCAAUCAUUCUGAUACCCAUAAUGUGAAUGGAGUGGCGUGCAGUAUAGACAUUAUUUUGAUGGCAUCUUGGCACGCUGAACCGGCAACUCUGUCAUAUACACACAGGACUUACCGUUAGCCUCACAGAGCUAAGGUUACCUAACGUUAAAUAACAGUUUUAACAGCAGAGUCGAGCCGGUGCGGUUCUGGUUUUGGGAUGAGUUUGUUGGGACCAUUAAAAGGCACAGUGUAGGCUGUUGUGUUAGCUCGUGCUAAUUAACCAGGUAGACGUUGAAUUGACUGUUUGCCAGCAGGAGUGCGGCUGUGGAGACGGCAGCAACAAAAAGUUUGCUGGACCAGCGGGGAGUGGGGAAGGUCUAGAAUCAGACACAAAAAAAAAUGAUCAAAUGCAGUUAUCGUUUGACUGGAGAUGUUCAAUUCUAGCUACUUGGUUAUUUUGGCUGAAACUGAAAAGGUAUUAAGUAACAAUACCCAGCCCUAUAUCAUAGCAAUCAUUAGUAUUAAAAGCAAAAAACUUUAUCCACUUUAAAGUGGAUAGCGCGACUGCAGUUAUUUUAUCUUACUCUAGCUAAAAACUAACUAGCAGUUUGGUACAGGGCAUCUAUUCUAAAAUAUGUUUUAUAGUUUAUGAAUACUAAUGAUAUCUAUGAGACUGAUCAAAUCAGAGGCACGCUGACAUCACAAAUUUGUGUCUAAUAAUGAUUUAAAACCGAAAGUGUGUACAUGGCUUCAGAACAGACCACUGAUAAUAGACAAGAGAGGCUGGAGGUGUCCAAAAACAUGCACAACAGCUGUUUCUAGUGUAUCGAAUGGGGCAACAUGCACACAAUGUCUCCCUCUCUUCACCUGCACACCCACAUGUCCCCUCACACGUGCAUAUUCUGUCCACCCUGGGCCUUGUAAUGGUAAUCCAAGGCCCACUAGCUCCACUUCUGUCUCUUCCUCCUGCUGUAUUUUUUUGUGACAGCUGCAUAUGUUUCAUGGUGCUCCCCCUUGUCAUGGUUACGGAAUCACAGCAAGCUUGGAGUUUCUGGUCUUCGUUUUGUUGAUGCAAGAUUUCCAUACCUGUUCUGUGUCACUUUUCUUUGUGUACUAAGAUCUUGCUCUGUAGUGGUUCAUAUAUGUAUGCGUGUGUGAUACAUAUAUUGCCCCCUCCUUCCUCCCACUUCUCUUCAACUUCUCAGUUAGUGGAUGUGACUUGAUGUGUUAUCUUUAUCAUCAAAAAAAAUAAAUAAAAAAAAUAGAAAUGCUCAUACCCAAUUGCUUUGCCUUAAAAAACUGCACACCUAUGGUAGGAGGGUAUCCUGUAGUUUACAGGCUACACAUAGCCUCAUGUAUUCAUCAUAGUGGAAAACCUACCCUUCCUCUCAGUCUCCCACCCUCUAUCUCCCCACCCCACCCCCAACUGCCCUUACCACUCCUUGUGCUGGAAGACACUGAUAUUACAUGCUGUAGGUGAUGUGGAUGACGAUAAUGAUGAUGGUGAUGGUGGUGGUGGUUGUGCUGAUGAUGAUAGCGUGAUUUGAGUGUUUUGUUUUGUUUGUUUUGAUCAGUACCCAACGGGGAAAAGCUCCUCUUAUUAUUGGAAUAUUUUUGGUUUUUUUCUCCUCUGUUCUUUCUGCUAGGAUAACAUCGGACACCGGCUGCUUCAGAAACAUGGCUGGAAGUUGGGGCAAGGUCUUGGCAAAACCAUGCAGGGUAAGGUUUGUUGGACCCCCUCUGUAUGUCAGUAUGUGUGUGUGUGGGUGUGUUUUCUUUCUCCCACUCGGCAGUUGACCUCAAUGUAACACCCCUUUUACAGUGUACCGUAGGCUAAUGGCCUCUGUCAGCUUCCUCCUCUUUGCUUCAUAAUCACUAAACCUUUAUUUCAAUCUGCACAAAGAGUAAAAGUGCUUCGAUUUGAACAAAGAACAAAAAAUCCAUUUUAAAUCAAGGUAGAUUUAGGAAGCCAUGAUUCCAUCACAUCCUUUAGAAUCAUCAUCUCCACGUAUGUUAGAUUUAUUUAUUUAUUUUUUUUUACCUCUUUGAGUUUCCGUUGCUGCUGUCGGGUAUCUGAUUGGCUGUAACCACGGCUCAGACUUUGAAUGGCUUGCAGAGUAGACAAGUUUUCCCCCCUCUGCUUGUUUGCCUGUUUCUACCUCCAAACCUGUGAAACUUGUGUGUAUGUGUGUGGUCAUUAUGUGGGACUGAGAUGUGUGUGUGUGUGUCUGUUACUGACCGGGCCAUAGAGUCAACUUACAGGGAAAUCUCACCACACUUCUACACCCCGAAUGUCUCUGUCCCCAUGGUUACACGCUCCCGUCCUCCCCCUGUUUCUUUGCCCCUCCUGCACAGCAUGUUUGUCCCAGAGGUGCACUCUUGCCUGCCUCAAACCGUCACACUCACCUGGGGCUUUAAGCAGUGUUGGAGGUAAAACACAGAAGUACUCCUUUUACAUGAUAGAGUGAAAAGUAACACUUCAGACAGAUGCACAGUUCAUUUUUAAGUGGUAAGACUGCUACUACAUAGCAUUGCAGACCCAACUCUAAGCACUGCUCAAAGCCUAGCUGGCUCUUUCCUCAGGUACAUUUGUUGUGUGUCAUGUGUUGUUCUGGGGUCAAGCACAUCCCAAAACAAGCUUUUGCUGGCUGUAGGCUGGCGAGGAAAUGAAAGAAUCUCAGGGAGAUUUGCUAACUGGGCUGACAAGCGUCUGCGUGGCAAAAAGCUUAAAGGGGGAAAAUGGUGGUCGUCCCUAGAGGCAUCUAUCAUCUCUGCCUACAUAUUUGACCACAUGUUAAAAAAUGGCUCAGUGAUUUCCAAAAAUAGAUGUUUUGAUUCAUGACUUUUGCUAGAAGAUAUGCUUCCUUUUUUCCUUUACCUCUCGGAGUUAAUAUGCCAUCAAACCCAGCUGGUUUUUAAUCAUUCCCUCACCCAGUACAGCUCCUCCAAAAGCACUUAUCUGAAGGGGUUUCUAUUUUUCUGCUUGGUGAAGGUAAAAAGUGAAGGUUUUUACUGGGGUGUAUUUUGUAAGGGGUGGUAGUUUGGUACCUUAGGGGCAUAUUCUGGUUGAGAGAGCAAGAUGGCGCCAGGCUAGGGGCCUGGGGACUGGGACGAGUGGUUGGGAGAGAGUGGUGAGAGGAAAUCCCUGUAAGCACCUAGCCCUGAGUGAAGGGAUGAGGGGGGUGGGGAUAGGGGUGACACACUGAAGCCCCUCUGAUAAUAAACCCCCCUAAACCCCACAACCACACUCCCAACCCCACCCUCCCUUCUCUAUGUGCCUCAAUCUUCCUGCUUAACCAAUUGGUGUUUCUUUUUUACAGCGAUUUGAUCCUGCCCAUGUUGUGCUGAUGGUAAACUUAGUGGACGCACCGACCCUGUGCCCAUCAUCCUCAAAUAUGAUGUCAUGGGAAUGGGACGGAUGGAGAUGGAGCUGGACUAUGCAGAGGACGCCACAGAGAAGAGAAGAGUGCUCGAAGUGGAGAAGGAGGACACAGAAGAACUGCGGCAAAAAUACAAGGACCAGAUGGAAAAGGAGAAAGCCAUUGCCAAGGCUCUGGAAGACCUGAGAGCCAAUUUCUACUGUGAGCUAUGUGACAAGCAGUACACCAAACACCAGGAAUUUGACAACCACAUUAACUCGUAUGACCACGCUCACAAGCAGAGGCUGAAAGAGCUGAAGCAGCGAGAGUUUGCUCGUAACGUGUCAUCUCGCUCCAGAAAAGAUGGAAAGAAGCAAGAAAAGAUGCUGCGCCGAUUGCAUGAGCUGGCUGAGCAGAGGAAACAGCAGGACCGUACUCCAGGAAGCGGGCCCAUGUUCAAAACUACCACAGUGGCUGUGGAUGGAGAGAAGUCAGAAGAUGGCGACAUGACGCCUGAGAACACUGCUUUGACAGACUGUGUCCUAGAAGGAUCACUGGCAGAUAAAACCGGGGAAUCCUCCCCGAAGCCAGGCCCAACCAUCAGCUUCUCUCUGGGGAAGAACAGCUCCUCCUCGCCAACCCCCAGUGGCGGCUCCAAAGUCAGUGUGUCCUUCUCUUUUGCCAAGAAAGCCCCAGUAAAGCUGGAGACAGCAGCGGCAGUGUUUGCUGAUCAUGGAGAGGAAGCUAUGGAGGAAGAAGAUGGCCAGGAAGGAGAAAAGGCUGGAGGGCAGGAGGAGACAUCUGGCUGCGGUACAGACAGCCCUAAAGCAGGAUCAGGAGGAGGUGAAGGAGGAGACAGUGCUAGUGUGGUGGGGACGGAAGAGGUGCAGCAGCCUGAUGAUGGAGCCUCUCUAGCCUCCACUCUCAACAAACUGAAAAUGAUGAUGAAAAAAGAGGAAGGAUAUGCUGGACAAGAGCCUCAGUAUUAUCACUAUAUACCUCCAGCUCACUGUCGGGUAAAGCCUCACUUCCAGUUUUUGCUGUUUAUGAAGGCCAGUGAUCAGUGUACGAGCAAAGACGAGGAAGACGAGGAAGAGGGGCAGGAAGAGAAAAAGGUUGAAGAUAGUUCUGAACAGAAGGAGCCCAAUGUUACAGAGUGCAAGACUGAAAAAGAACGAGAUAAUGACACUUUAUCCCCUGACCCAGAGCCAGCUCCUCCAUCGCCUAAAGUGAAGACGGAGGAUGCCUCUUCAUGCACAGCAGAUGCAGGUCCUGUGGUCCCCACUUCCCCUACACAAAAAGCAGAGAGCACACAGGAAACUCUAGACUCCAGCUCGGGUCCUAAAAUCCCCACAGGUCCCUUCUUCCCAGUUCUGAGCAAAGACGAGAGCACGACCCUGCAGUGGCCCUCUGAGCUCCUCGAAUUCACAAAAGCUCAGCCCUCCCUGUCUUACAGUUGUAAUCCCCUCUACUUUGACUUCAAGCUGUCCCGCAACAAAGGAGCACGUGGUGGGAAAGCAGCAAAGUCCCCUAAGCCUUGUGAAGAGUCUGAGGACAAGGGGCAAGAGACGGCUGCCUCGACAGCUGAAGUAGACAUAGCUACUAAACCUGGGACUAGCACUGACAAAGACAAGCCACUGGUGAAGGGAGAGCCUGGCCAACCAGAAGGUGACGAGCAAAAGCCUGCAGCUGGCAGCAGUGGUGCCAAGAAGAAAAAGAAAAAGAAGAAGCAUAAGAAAUCUGCAAAGCAUUCAAAACGCAAAGGAAAAGACAAGGGAGCAAAAGAAAAUGCAGAGGGCGAGACUGAGGUUACGCAAGAGAAGCCCAAGAAAAAGAAAAAACACAAACGGAAGAAGAGCAAAAACAAAGCUCCAGAUCAAGAUGAGGCACCAGGUGAUGAAAAGGAAAAAGCUAAACCAAAGUCAGAAGAUAAAGCUGUUGCCUCCUCUGUUCAGCCGACAACUGGAGGGGGAGGAGCUACGGGAAACACAGGAGUAGAACUGGGAAAGAGGAAACGUGCCACGAAGGAAGUGCCUUGCAAGUCUGGAGCAGAGGAGGGAGGAGCCGGGAAAGGCACUGACAAGGUCAACUCCUCAGAGGAGCACAGUGGCACCAAGCGACAAAAGACUGACUCCAGUGCACCUCAAAGUGCCUCCUGCUCCACCUCAGCCCAAAAGAGCCCAGGUCCUGGUCGACCUCCCAGCAGCGAGAGUGAAGAAGAGGGUGGCUCUAAUACACAGCGCUCUCGUCAUCACAGGUCAAGUCCUCGGGAACAACGCCGCCACCAUAGUGAGGAAUCAGGGCGGUCUUGCAGUCGUUCUUCAAGACGUGGGGAAAGACGAGGCAGCAGUCGUAGGCGCCAUCGUGGCCAAACCUCCCGUAGUCAUUCAUACUCCAGCAGCUCCGAGCGCUCCUCAGCCGGCAGCAGCGCCUACAGCCACCGUAGCCGCAGCUACUCAGACAGCUACAGCGACUACAGCACAGAGGGUCGCAGGCGGAGACACUCUAAACGUUCGUCAGACUCUGAGUAUGAGAGGAGGGGCAGCCGAGGGCGUAGACGAUCCAGGAGACAUCAGUACUCCUCUUCAUCCUCAGAAGACUCCCGCUCACGUUCACGCAGCUACAGCCGCAGGAAGAGGCACCGGCGGCACCAUCGGAGCAGCUCAAGAAGCUCCAGUAGCUGGAGCCGCAGCACCAGUGCAAGAUCCUGGAGGCGCAGCUACAGCAGAAGCCACAGCUCAGCCAGCCGCUCCUCCAGUUCCACCAAAGGCUCUCCUCGCAGACGAGGCCCCAGGGCUCGAGGGGACACCGACGCACACCGGAGAGACUUCAACCGCUCUUGCAUCUACCGCUCCCAGUCUCCACGUUCAUCUUCAUCACGAGGCCUUAAUCGCAACACCCAUUCAUCCAGCUCACAGUCACUGAGGCCAGGGGGGUCCCGAGAUGCCGGGGAACAGAAAAACACCCUCACUGCGCGUCAGCUGCUGGAGAAGGUUCAGUCUAAAAAAAGCUCUGAUGAUUCUGCCACAGGAACAAAAUCUGGGAUUAAGAUUAAGGACCCACCACAGGGAUACUUUGGUCCCAAACUUCCUCCGACCCUGGGAAACAAAGCCAUGUUGCCGCUUUUUGGUAAGCUGCAGGCAGGGAAGAAACCACUGAUCCCCCUAACCAGACCUGAUGAGGGUGAGAAGUCAGGAGCAGGGAAGUGCUCCGAGGCUGAGGCAGAGGUUAUUCUGGUUGAGCCUAUAAGGGAGUUCCCCCCUCCACCACCACCUCCAGCUCCUCCGGUUCAGAAGGUUGAGGAGGCCCCGCAGAUCACAGUGGUGCAAGAGGAGACACAGCACCCUGCUACAGAAGCCCAGGUGCACCAAGAACCCCGGCCGUUGUUUGAACAGGAGCCUUCCAUGAUGAUGCCCCAGUACCAAGGGGAAUCAGGACAGGACCCUUCUCAGAUCUCCAUGAUGGAGUCCCUCAUGCCAGAAAUGCAGCAGCAACAGCAGCAGCAGCCUCCAAUGCAUACCUACCCUGCUUACCCACCACCCAACCUGGAGGAGGACGGCAUGGAGGCAGAGGAGGAUGGACUGGCUCCUUUAGAGAGUCAGCCCAUUACGUUUACGCCAGAGGAGAUGGAGAAAUACAGCAAGCUGCAACAGGCUGCACAGCAGCACAUCCAGCAGCAGCUUUUGGCCAAGCAGGUAAAGACAUUUCCGUCUGCUGCUGCAGCUGCAGCAGCCGCUGCAGCAGCUGCCAACUUGGCCCCAGCUCCCCCUCCCCCAGCCCUGCAGCAGAUCCACAUCCAGCAGCCCACUGUGUCUGUAGCCUCUGGCACAUCGAUCACCACAGUGCAACACGCCAUCCUGCAGCACCACGCUGCCACUGCUGCAGCCAUGGGCAUCCAUCCAGCACAUGCACACCACCCACACCCUGCACAUGCCCAGUUGGCCCAGGUACACCACAUUCCCCAGCACCACCUUACCCCCAUCUCCCUGUCUCCUUUGGGCCACUCCCUUGGUCAUUCUCUGGGACACUCACUUGGACAUGCUGGGCUGAUUCCUGCCCACCCAACAGCCUUCCUCUCUGGUCAGCCUAUACAUAUUAUACCAGCUUCUGCACUUCACCACACCCCUUUAGCUCUCCACCAUGUACCACAUACAGCCCUCUACCCCACACUUUUCACACCUCGGCCCUCACAAGCUGCUGCAGCAGCAGCUCUCCAACUUCAUCCACUGUUACACCCAAUUUUCUCAGGACAGGACCUCCAGCACCCACCGAACCAUGGCUCUUGAGUAACGAUACAAGUGAAGGAGUAAAGUCACAGCACCCAACCACUAGAAGAAAGACUUAACCUGACUUGGCUUGGUUAAGGGUUUUAAGAUGAAGUCUUGGCAGCAACAUGCAGGCAGUGAGACAGGAAGCUGUCAAUAAACCAUUUUACCGGUCAACACAGUGCAGAAGUUGUAGCCACAAAGUGGUGCUGCUUGUGUUUGGUUCAAAUUUGACACUAACAUUUUUUUCUGGUUCACGUGAGAUUUUUUUGUUCAUGUUUUGCCCUGAACAGGCUGUAAAUUUAAAAAGACUUCAAGACACUGGUUUAUAUUCCAUCUUGAGGUAUAUUAACACCACCCAUUUAUUUUUGAAGGAGAAGUCAGAGAAACCACUGGAGUUUUUUUUUUUUUUUUUUUUUUUUUUUCAUGUAGAAAUAUUAUUCUCACAGUUUUCUGCUCAUUUUGGCAGCCAAAGAGAGACGUAUUGGCUGGAGCUAUGAGCUGAUCAUGUUAAGAGGAGUAUGAGGUAGGCAAAUGGCUUCGACUCUGUAAUGUAACCUUCAGAGACAGACUACUUCAUAUUUACUGAUAUUGUUUAUGUUCUCAUAUGACUACUUGCUCUCUAUUGGAUUAUCAAAUAAUUUGUAAUGCAGUAACUUGUACAUAUAUAUCAGUGUGUAAUGUGAAGAAUCCCACCAAUGAUGACCAUAUGAAAUUACAGCUAUGGUGUCCAAAUCGGUAUGACAUAAGAACCCCCUCUCUAAGCAAGGGGGAGAUGUGAUGUAAGGGGUUGUAACAUCCCUGAUGCUCUGAGGCAAAGUUCAUGUUCCCUGUGGUGAGGGUGCACCUGAAAAAAAUUGCACUGAAAAUCUGUACAUGGAGAUGGUGCGUUUGCAUCAUGUAACAAUAAGAUUGUAGUAUACUGCAAUAAUUGUAUUUUUCUGUUUUUAAAUUAUUUUCCAAAAUGCUCUUCAAAAGAAGGGCUGUGUUUUGCUUUUGUGUAAUUUUGUAAAUAAAACUGCUGUAGAUUAACCUAUUAACAUUUUAGAGGUUUGGUAUUGGAAAAAAAAAAAAAACAGAACGAUGAGAUGGAUGGAAGCUGGUCACAUGUAUGUAUUUUAUCACGUUUGUUUAAUUAGCCCAGUUAAGAUGGGCUGGGAUGGUAAAGGAUAGUGGUUUGUCAAACAGUAGCAACUCUGUAUUUUUUAAAAACUUACUGUUUCAGCAAAUAAAAUCUUGAGUUCA